GCAUGAAACCGAUCUUUUCUCCCAAGAUAACUACAUUACCCACCAAGCAUCUCUUCAAGGAGCAUGCGCACUUGCUGCAGCUAAAGGAAGAAGACUGAAUCGAGACUAAACGCUAUGGCCAUAACUUUCACCAAUACUCCGUACUCAGAACUGACCAGCUUGCAGUAUCUGUGAGUCUUCAAGCCCAGUGUCUCAAGAACAUUUUGAUCCUUCACACAUUAUCUCAGUAUAAAUAUCCAGCACAAUGAGUGACCGAAAGCGCAAAAGCAAUGACGCCCCGAACAGUCUGUCUAACAGAGACACUGUUGAACUUCCUGAUGAUCUCUCCUUGAGCGACUCUGACUCCGAUGAGCCCUUAGAGAGUUUCGGUAGAAAAAUUGAGGACUUAUCCUCAUCCUCAGAGGAGGAAGGCGAGACUCGGCAGCAGGUCCAGUCAGUUCUUCAAGAGAAUCCAUCUUUUAGACUGACAGGUGGCAGCUCUAGUUUCUGUGAUCGCAGCAGGGACAUCUUUGCACAAUUGGAUAGUGCUGCAAAGCUCACAUCUAAAGAUCUAGGUGAAGAUAAUAUCCUUGAUGGCACAUUUGCCCGCCCUGCACCACCGUCACCCCCACAUGCAGUGCAAAACAUGUGUGGUGUCGGCCAAGAGGUUACAAAAAAACAACCUCCAAGUAAAAAACUCCCAGACUACCUCGCGCACCCCGAGCGUUGGACACACUACAGUCUUGAAGAUAUCGCUGAAACCAGUGAUAAAAAGAAUAGUCAGGUUGCUCAUGAGUACAUACGAGAGCUUCAGGAUAGCAAGAGGUCCCAAAAAGCUGCGCUUGAGACUUUUACUCCAGCUUUCAACCAGGAUCAUGGCAGCAGCACUGAGAAUAAGAUUGUGUUCGCUAAACCCAAGAGCAAAGAUCAAAGUGGGAGCAAAGCUGAUCACGCUAAGAAGGAAGAAGUUGGACUUCAACACUUAGAUGACAGAGUAGAGGCCGAUGAAGGAGAGGCUCUUCAACAGAGCAGCUCAUGGCCGAAUAAAGAGAAGAAAAGGAAGUGGGGGAUUUCAAAAGAGGAAGAUGACACGGUGGCAUCCAGUGCUGUCUUUAACAGUAGUAAGAGAGUGAAUCGCAAAAACUUUCGUAAAACACCUGAUGAUGAUGGUGACAAAGAGUGAGCACUUUGAACUUAAAUACUUAAAACUAAGGUUUUAAUGUCUGUGUACCUACAACGUGUCAUUGUUUUGUAUAAAGUUGUUUGAUUAUCCUUUAUCUUGGCUUUGGCCAUGAGAAGCUCUUGCUUGGCAGGUAAUUUAAGUAAAUAGGCCACAUAUCUGUAGACUGAUAACCUGUCUAAAGCGUGUUUUAGUGUGUAUAGGAUUAUUAUAAUGUAUACUGUCAAGUUUUUAUGGAUGCUUUUCAUGAAUAAAUUUGACUUUCAGAUCCCAUU
Danio aesculapii is the source of this 1434-nucleotide messenger RNA. RefSeq names its product tumor suppressing subtransferable candidate 4 (gene tssc4). The transcript is spliced from 4 exons. NCBI's taxonomy places the organism in Eukaryota, Metazoa, Chordata, Actinopteri, Cypriniformes, Danionidae. The coding region runs from base 245 to 1162 and encodes 305 amino acids. The record is from RefSeq and is a predicted model, not a curated record.